Messenger RNA from Phoenix dactylifera (date palm), 423 nucleotides. Its product is annotated as cysteine proteinase inhibitor 1-like. The record is from RefSeq and is a predicted model, not a curated record. Lineage: Eukaryota; Viridiplantae; Streptophyta; Magnoliopsida; Arecales; Arecaceae. Gene Ontology annotation, molecular function: cysteine-type endopeptidase inhibitor activity.
AUGAGAGCUCUUCCUCUCCUCCUCCUCCUCCUCCUCCUCCCUCUUCUUCUCGUCACCAUCCAUGCACCUCCUCGAGCCCUUGCAGCAAGUGAAGCCACAAGCAAGCCUCUUCUCGGGGUCUGGAAGCCACUCAACACGGAUGACCCACACGUCCAGGAGAUUGCGGAGUUCGCAGUGUCGGAGCACGACGAGCUCGCUAACGACAAGCUCGCGUUAAGCAAGGUGGUGAAGGCACUGAAGGGUAAGACCGCGUUUUUGCCCGGAAUUGCCUAUCGGUUGGUGGUAGAGGCCAAGGACAAGAUAUCCAUCGCAAAGUACGAGGCCGUAGUUUGGGAGAAGACCCAGGAGGGUCCCAUGAAGCUCGUAUUCUUCGCACCGAUUAACCUACCUGAAGGUCCGGUCGUCCAGCAGUCAGCAGCAUAG